Molecule: messenger RNA, 14729 nt
Organism: Mizuhopecten yessoensis (Yesso scallop)
Lineage: Eukaryota; Metazoa; Mollusca; Bivalvia; Pectinida; Pectinidae
Product: ATP-binding cassette sub-family A member 2-like
Exons: 49
Coding region: 513-8057 (2514 amino acids)
Biological process (GO): transmembrane transport; lipid transport
Cellular component (GO): membrane; intracellular membrane-bounded organelle
Molecular function (GO): ATP binding; ABC-type transporter activity; lipid carrier activity
Source: RefSeq, a predicted model, not a curated record
UUUACUCACGCGCUGUGACGGGACAGACAUGGGAAAACGUGGCAAUGUAUAGUUCGCAGUAAUAAUAAGUAUGUUAUUAGAUAACAAGCCAGAUUUGUUUAUAAGUAAUACACUGGUACGUGGAACAAUUAGUACGCUAUCAUUGAUUCAGUGUUGUUAUCGCGUGGUGAUGCUCGCUGUCGCUAUAAGUACAGAGAAAGUUUAUUAUUCUCUGUGUUACCAGCAGUCUGCGAUCAGCUGAUGCAAACUCGAGUCGAUUGUUUAAAGUUCGGAGUACUAACAAAGGACUUUUUUGUCAAUCUAUCGAAACUAUAUGAUCCGUCGACAGUUUAACUGUGCUCUCAGCUAUGAGACAUCGUCAGCAUAAACGAAACUGCUUUGUGCUCGAUUGAGCAAAUGAUGAAACUAUAAGGAGAUAAUUUGAAAACUUACACAAGUGUUAUCGUAUGUAGACAGUAUGAAAUUUCCGGAGUAUAAAAACCAAGGAUAAGGUACCGUACUCGCCACACACAAUGAUGGGGGUACCCUACCUCGCCAAUGACCGAGACAGUAUGGGAUUUUUUCACCAGUUUCGUCUGCUGUUGUGGAAGAAUUUUACGCUCAAAAAACGGACACCUUUUGUGCUGCUUUUCGAGGUUUUCAUCCCCCUUGUCCUGUUUGUCAUCUUGAUCCUCAUCAGAAAAAAACAGCCAGCGGUGCCCAUGCCACAAGGAAACUAUUAUGCAGAACCGUUACCAUCGUCUGGUGUUGUGCCAAUUAUGCAGAUGUUUUGUGACGGAGGACAGUCCAAAGACAAGAAUGGCUUCCGCGAGUUUCAUCAUGCAAAUACCACCCAGUUCCUGAACCAGCUGCAGUCAGUUGCUAAGAACCACCAUUUCUUCAACCCCGGUUACACGCCCUCGGAGAUGGAUGACUUACCGUACAUCUACAAAAGUAUCAUUGAUGACCCUGCUACACUGCACGAGCUGUUCAAACAUGGCCAUGAUUUCCAGCUAAGUUCCGUGGUCGGGAACAGACUGAAGUUUGCCAAGUACCUUCACAGCAACCUUUCUCUGCCAAUGGAUGAUAUAAACACCAUAAUGAACGCCACUAUUCACAUCUCUGAGUUAAACAAGUUAUUAUUUGGAGUAGAUCCAGAGACAACACAUGCCACCAUUUUACGGAGACUCCGUAGAGACAUCACAAGAAGCCUGGGGGAUUUACAACUUCCUCCGCUCUUUCACCAAAAUGAAUUCCAGCAAGUGCCUUUUCAGUCCUUUCUAAAUGAGAGUGAACUUCUAGAGGAAGCCCUUCACUCACAAAGUACAGAGUCCCCGGAAGCCCUGUUUUACAAGGUUAUCGAGAAUGACGGUCUGCUGGCUGACCCACUGGUGCAGAAGUUCCUUGUCCCCUACCUAGGGCUGAUCGACAGCAACCAAGAUUUAAAUACUAUUACUCCAGGAGAGACUGCUGAGUUUCUGAAGAUGGUGCUAUUCUCUCCUACAGCAUUACACCAGCUAGCCUGUAAUGAUGAGUUCCUCAAAGUCAUUGUUCCUGCUACCACCAGUAACGAGACAUACAUUACUGAUGCCAAGAACCGAGUGUGUAACAUGAGUAAGGUACAGCUGCUGGACCUGUCAAACCUCCUCAAAAGGGAGAUAAGUGACCAGGAGGUGAUCAACGCCUUACAACUGCAUGCAGUCAAUUUGACAUCUCUCGAGAAUAAAGUCAAGACAUUCAUGAAGGAGCUCCAGAAAUUUUACCAGUUCCAAGAGAGCCUGUACGAGAUGAGCGUGUUUGCUGAGACCCUUCCACAAGAUUCAUGCAGCCGAGUAAACCUGACCAGCCCCUCUAAUUCUGUCAACGUUACAGCAGGCAACAUAACUACAUCAUCGCCUCUGGAUGAUGAUGAUGACGACGAUGAUGAUGACAGUGAUGAUGACAAUGAAAAAAAGGACAAGGUUGACCAACAAACCAAAAAGCCACCAAAGUUUGCCGGAUUUCUGCACCUGUGGAAUAGAAUGCAGAGGACAUUUUGUGGUAGACAGCCCAAGGAGGUGCCCAAGAAACGUAUGGAGAGUGACAUUAAAGACCUGAAUCUUGAUGACCUUGGGAUAUCAAGGGCACAACAAGACAACCUGAAAAUCCUGGUGCAUGUUCUCUACAGCAAUCCGAAAGUCCUGUAUGCCCCAAACAACACCGCCGCUGACAAGAUCAUAAAGAAGGCCAAUGAAUCGUUUGCUCUAAUGGAUGAGAUCAGCACGUAUGCCAGGAAGUGGCUUAAUAUCUCCGGGGAGUUGAGGACAUACCUAAUGGAGAACUCCACAGCGUACAACCUGGCCUCCAUCAAAGAGAUGCAUCGACAACUGAAGAACAACCAGGGCAUGUUUUCAAUGUUACGGGGAGUGAAAGGCAUCCAGGAGUUCCUCAACAGCUCCGUACCAGACAUUCCCUUCUUUCUCCACGAGCUUAACAACAUAGACAACGCAGCGUGUGGCUGGCUCAGUACACUGGCCGGGAUCAACCUCAACGUGUUCCGUGGAUUUCGCACGGAAGAAGAUCUUGUGGAUUACUUCCUCACCAAGGCGUACUCAGAAAAUGUCACUACAGUCGCAGGUUUGAUAUUUGAGAACUUUAAGAAGGGUGAAGGUCUCCCUCCUCAUGUCACAUACAAGAUACGACAGAAUGCAACUUUCACACCGACGACAAAGUACGUACGGAAUCGAUACUGGUAUCCAGGGCCAGGACCGUGGCAACACCCCUACUACCAAUUUGGCUUUGUCUGGAUACAGGACAUCAUAGAGCGCGCCAUCGUUGACGUACAGGUGGGGCGAGACGUCGUGGAGCCUGGCAGCUAUGUAACACAGUUCCCCCACUCCUGUUAUAAAUACGAUGAGUUUGUGUUUAUGAUAGAACAUGUGAUGCCCCUGUGUCUGACCAUUUCCUGGGUCUACUCCGUCGCCAUGCUGGUACAGAGCAUUGUGUAUGAAAAAGAGCAAAGGCUGAAGGAGGUGAUGAGGAUGAUGGGUCUAAGCAAUGCUGUCCAUUGGUGCGCGUGGUUUACCAUGACCUUCAUACAGAUGACCAUCACUAUGGGCCUGCUGACCAUCAUGCUCAAGAUCGGCAACGUUCUGGCCCACAGUAACCCUUGGGUUGUGUUCACUACCCUGGAAGUGUUCGCCAUUGUCACCAUAGCAUUCUCGUUCUUGGUGAGCACGUUCUACUCGAAGGCCAAGGUAGCAGCCGCGUGUGCUGGCAUUGUGUACUUCCUCACCUACGUACCGUACAUGUACGUAGCCAUCAGAGAGGACGUGGCUGGUGACCAGAUCUCAGCGGUCAUCAAGUCCCUUGUGUCUCUGUUUUCUACGACUGCGUUUGGCCUGAGCGGGAAGUACUUCGCGUUUUACGAGGAGGAGGGAGUCGGAGUACAGUGGGACAACAUCCAUCUGUCCCCCGUAGAAAAUGACGAGUACAGUCUGCUCACGUCCAUACUCAUGAUGAUCCUCGACUCAUUCCUCUACUCCCUGCUGGCUUGGUACAUAGAGAAUGUGUUCCCAGGAUCGUAUGGUCUGCCACGGCCGUGGUAUUUCCUGUUCUCCAAGACGUACUGGUGUUCAGGUGCCACAAAGGCACAGGAAAUGGACUGUGGCAACAUCCUGGACAUGUGUCGUCGUAACCAUGCCUACAGCUCGUUACUGGAGGACCAGGCCUGUGCACUGGAUCAAAGGGAUGCAGAGUAUGCUAGAAAGUUUGAGGCAGAUCCUACCCACCUCCCCCAGGGUGUUCACAUAGAGAAUCUCACAAAGAUUUACAAGACUGGAAAAAAACUAGCUGUAAAAAAUUUGACACUAAGUUUUUACGAGGGACAGAUAACAUCAUUCCUGGGCCAUAAUGGUGCAGGGAAAACAACGACAAUGUCAAUCUUGACUGGGCUGUUCCCUCCAACAUCUGGAUAUGCACUGAUAUACGACAAUGAUAUCCGCACUGACAUGGAUCUGAUCCGCCAGAGUCUGGGAAUGUGUCCCCAACACAACGUCCUGUUUGACAAACUGACAGUACAGGAACAUCUGUGGUUCUAUGCUCGCCUCAAGGGUAUGAAGAUGGAGGACAUUAAACCAGAAAUGGAAACGAUGUUAGAGGAUAUAGGCCUUAGCAAGAAGCGUCACUGUCGUGUGGACUGCCUGUCGGGCGGCAUGCAGAGGAAGCUGUCUGUGGGCAUUGCCUUUGUGGGCGGGUCCCACACCGUCAUUCUGGAUGAACCGACAGCUGGCGUAGACCCCUAUGCCAGGCGAGCCAUCUGGGAUCUACUGGUGAAAUAUAAACAUGGAAGAACAAUCCUGCUGUCGACACAUCACAUGGACGAGGCAGACAUACUUGGUGACCGUAUUGCCAUCAUAUCUAAUGGAGAACUCAAAUGUUGUGGAUCCUCACUGUUCUUGAAGAACACCUUUGGGGAAGGGUACCACCUCAACCUGGCCAAGUCUGAAACAGAGGAGGACAUUGAAAGUCUGGAUUUCUCGGAGACGGGAGACAACAACAUCCUAAACAACAGAAAGUCAUUCGUCAGCAAAUGUCAAGAGUCAAAGGUUACAGAGUUCAUUAAUAAACAUGUAUCCACAGCGUUUUUGAAAUCAGAAACCAUUCGAGAGCUGCACUACAUCCUACCGUUUGAGGAGGCCAAGAAAGGGAACUUUGAGAAACUGUUCAACGCCCUGGAUACUGGUCUAGGUCAGCUCCAUGUUUCCAGUUAUGGGGUCAUGGAUACCAACUUGGAGGAGGUCUUCCUUAAGGUCACAGAGGCAGCCUUCCAGGAGGAAGAUGCCAAGAAUGCAAACAAAGACAACAACACCCAAGAAGACAGUGAUAAUCACAGUAACGGAUCUGACCAAUCAAAUCCAUCGACACAAGCUAGUUCAACCAAUGAGCGUGACCAUGAGGUUGAGAUGGGGAACCUGGCUGGUCUUAGCAGAAAUGACAGUGAUGAAUCACUGAUCGGACACAUACAGGAGCCUGGUGCAAAUGGCUACUUACAUCUACCGCAACAUGAUGAUGGACCAGAACGAGACGGUCCUUCCAGCUGUAAUGGAAAUGGAACCUAUCGCCUCAGCAAGAAAUGGCUACGUCUGAAUCAGCUGAGAGCUGUGCUUAUAAAACGAUUUCACUACAUCACACGUAACUACAAGGGACUUUUCUCUCAGAUCAUUCUGCCAGCUUUGUUUGUGUCUGUCGCCAUGACCGUGGCUCUGUCUGCUCCGAAGGUUAAGGACCCUCCUCCAAUUGAAUUGAGCCCUUCACAAUACUUCAAUGUCACUCAACCUAAAGGAAACUACAUUCCUUAUACAAAUGAAAAUCCGAGGAUUACAAACUAUUCCGACUCGUUGGAUGCAGGUCCUUUGGAACUGAUGCAGACAUUUCACUUGGCGUCUGGUGUGGGUGCGACUUGUGUUUUGAAGUCUACACAUGAUCGCACAUUUGGCUUUCACAACCCCAGCAACAUCACAGGAAACCAGAAACAGUUCGAGUUGUUAUACCGGUACUACGAGACACAGUGCGGAAAGGUGUUUGUGUCGGGGAUACACAUAAAGAGCUAUGUCCCCAGAGUACAGAUUAUCAACAACGAGGACAACUUAGAUGACAAUUACACGAUUCCUUCACCAGAGAGCCCAUCAGAGGAGAUUAAGUACUACCCUACCUGUCACUGUGCAAAAGAUAAAUCGGGCUUCGUCUGUCCGGGAUCCAGCACAUUUUCCCAUCCACCAGAUUUCCAGGUGGUAACCAGGGACAAAGUCCAGAACGUCACAGGGACCAACACUGAGAAGUUCCUCCUGUACACCCAGGACGCCUUGUAUCGACUACACAGAUAUGGAGCAUUUUCAUUUGGUUUGGAGAGCAACGUGGUCCCUGAAGGUUUUGGAAAAUCUGCCCCGACGAUGUUUCGCAAGUUUGCUGUGAGGCGAGUGGCCAAGGCUUGGUACAAUCACAAGGGCUACCAUGCUAUGCCGGUCUUUCUCAACACCAUCAAUAAUGCCAUUCUGAGAGCCAAUCUUCCCAAGUCCAAGGGACACCCGGCUGCAUAUGGUAUAACUGUGAUUAACCAUCCCCUAAAUCAGACCAACAACAAGCUCAAUAAAGACUACAUUCUCCAGGGAUCCGAUGUUCUCAUCUCCAUCUUCAUCAUUGUUGCCAUGUCGUUUGUGCCGGCCAGUUUUGUCGUAUUCCUGGUGUAUGAGCGUUCCAUCAAGGCCAAGCAUCUACAGUUUGUCAGUGGCAUUGACCCAGUCAUGUACUGGCUUGGUAACUACGUGUGGGAUAUGUGUAACUAUACCAUCCCAGCAUUCUGUAUCAUCAUGAUCCUCCAAGUGUUUCAUAUCCCAGCAUACACUUCACCACAGAACAUGCCAGCUGUGGUGUCCCUGUUCCUCCUGUAUGGGUGGUCCAUUACCCCGGUGAUGUAUCCAGCCUCUUUCCUGUUCAAGGAACCAAGUACAGCCUAUAUCUGUCUCAUUGUCAUCAACCUCUUCACCGGCAUCACCUGUAUCGUUUGCAGCUUCCUCCUAGAAAUCUUCUCCUACGACAAGGACCUGAACAGAAUCCAUCUGAUCCUCAAAGAUGUGUUCCUCAUGUUCCCCAACUACUGUCUGGGACGAGGACUCAUGGACAUUGCAUUCAAUGAAUACAAAAAUGAAUUCUUCUUCAAAACAGGACAGUACAACCAGAUCAAAAGCCCCUUCACCUGGGAGUUGACCUCUAGAAACCUUGUUGCAAUGGCCAUUGUUGGGGUCAGCUUCUUCCUACUGACGUUGCUAUUAGAAUUUAAAUUUUUCAUCAAAAGUAGCUACAGGCGUAAACCCCACUCGCUGUCCAGUCUGGCAGAUGAGGAUAUAGAUGUUGCUACGGAGAGGAAGCGGUUGUUACGAGGAAGUGGUCGUUACGACCUCAUUAGGAUUGAAAACCUCACAAAGGUGUAUAAAACACGGAAGCUCGGACGCCACCUCGCAGUGGACAGAUUGUGUCUCGGAGUACCCUCAGGGGAGUGCUUUGGACUAUUAGGGGUGAAUGGAGCAGGAAAAACAACAACAUUCAAAAUGUUAACGGGGGACAUACAGCCGACCAGUGGGGACGCUCAUCUCAACAGAGACAGUGUGCGUAAAGACAUGCUGUCAUUACAACAGAAGAUUGGCUACUGUCCGCAGUUUGAUGCGUUAUUUGACGAGUUGACAGCUCGGGAGCACAUCCAGCUGUACGCCAGACUGCGAGGAAUACCGCCUAAGGAGGAGAAACAGGUUGUGGAGUGGGCCCUAAAGAAGCUUGGUCUGACACAGUAUGCUGACAAAACUUCAGGAACCUACAGUGGGGGUAACAAGAGGAAGCUGUCCACAGCCAUAGCUCUCAUAGGCCAUCCACCCGUCAUCUUCAUGGAUGAGCCCACCACAGGUAUGGAUCCUCAUUCCCGCAGAUUCCUGUGGGAUCUCAUCCUCAGCCUUGUACGAGACGGACGAAGUGUUAUCCUUACAUCUCACAGCAUGGAGGAAUGUGAGGUCCUGUGUUCAAGAAUGGCCAUCAUGGUGAAUGGUCAGUUUAAGUGUCUGGGCAGUGCACAGCACCUGAAAAACAGAUAUGGAGACGGUUACACAUUCAGUAUCAGACUGAAGGGACCAGACUUUGACCAUUCCAGUGAAACAGUCCAGAGAUUUGUGGACAGAAAAUUCCCUGGUGUAGUAUUAAAGGAGCACCACUAUAACUUACUACAAUAUGAAUUACGGGGUCAGAGUGUUUCCUUGGCCCAGCUUUUCAACAAACUAGAGGAGGCACAGAAAGACCUUGAUAUAGAAGACUACUCUGUCAGUCAAAACACGCUGGACAAUGUCUUUAUCAACUUCGUAAAGAAACAGGUGGAGAUCGUGGAGGAGAACAGUGAUCUCGGUACGGAGGAGGAGGAAGAGGUAGAAGAUGAUUGUCCAAUGAUCUCGUUAGAUGGACAUGAUCAUGGGCUCGGAAUAGAUUCAGAUGAGGAUGAUCCGACCUUCAGGAUAAAUGAGUCGGGUACUCAUCUUUCUCUCCUGAAUAUGGAAACCUGACAGUUUUAUCUGAACGUCGACCAGUGACACAAAAUACAAACAUCUGCUCAACUCUGAUCUCGGUGGCUGUCCCAUCGGUGGCUGCCCUUUUGUGACAUUUAAUGACCAUAUUUCUCAGGCAUUGCGUCAUCAUUUCUACUCUAUAUACAAAUUAUUUAUUUAUCUUCAGUGCUUGCUCAAGGAAUCAGUAGUCUUGUGAAGUAUUGAUAGAGCAGCCAGUAAACUGUUUUUUUUACUUGAGCUCGGCUCUUUAUAUUCCUGUGAUCCAGAUUUAGUAGUGUACGUCAUAGCUGAGCUUUUAUAGAUUUCUUUAUAUGUAUACGAUCGUGAUUCCAUGGACUUAUUACCAGGCUGUGUACAUAUUUAUUGCAAAGUAUUCCAUUUGUGUAUAUGAAGUGGUCAUAUUGAGCUGUUUACUUACAAACCAUAAGUAACCAAGUGACAUAUUAAGAAGCACAUUUGUGUAUAACAUUUUGUCUGUAUUAUGUUAUUCAUGUGCUUGAGUGAUUUGAAAUGACGUCAUAGCCAAUAGGACAGUAAAUAUUGGACCAAAACUCUCAUUUAUCGAUCUUAUUGGUAAAAUGUCCUGUCCACUUAUAAACUGAAAUCUUUUAUUAGAUGUUAGAAUACAUGAAAAUAGUGGAAUCCUGUCAAGUUAAGUAGCUGCAGAUGUCCUUUGGGGAACACACAUAUUUGUUAGUGAUGAGAUGGUUCUCCAACAGACUCAAAGACAAGAUUGUUUUGCUAUAUGAUAUGUUUGUUACUGUUACAGUAAUCGAGUCAAAUCUGAAAUUAGACAGAAAUUGAUUAGAAUAGAAAUGUUAGACUUCUAAAAAGUAUAUUUUUGAAAUCACUUGUUGAGAUAUUUUUGAAUCAUACGUCUUGUUGAGGGUUCACAAUCGUUUGUUUCUCGUUUGUUUCUGUUGUACUACCGGAACAUUUUGUCCACAUACUUUGUAUAUAUGAAGCUGUGAGGAUUUUUACAGUAAAAGUCCUGUAGUUAAAUAGAUAUACUUCAGUGAGUUAAACGCUCCAACCUACAUGAAUAAUCCUUUUUAUUUUCCUAACAAAUCUUGGAACUUCCAGUUAACUCAAACAUAUAUUGUGUUGGUCCAAACACAAUUGAGUUUAUGUUAUAUGCUAAUGUUAUAUACCUAAUUUGACUUGCAUUCAAACUUAUCUCCCCUAACCCAGAAUUACUGGUUUGUUAUGAUUGUGUACAUUUUUGUGUUUUAUCAAUUGAUCCAGUCGAAGAAUGUGGUUAUUUAUUAAAGAUGUUUUACAGGUUUCUUAGUUAAUAGUAGAACAAUUUAGAUAUAGCAGAUAUAACAAAACAGUUUUAUACUGAGUCAAUCAGCUGUUGUUUUGUCCUAUUCCGUCUUUUCGUAUUGCAGAGUUAUCUGCUCUUGUGAGCAGGUAUUGAUUGUUACUUCAUUUGUUUGUGAGAGUAACGUCAACAAUUUUUGAGAAAAUGACGUAAUUUUCUCACGCAAACCAAUGACGUUACAAUCAAUACCUGCUCACAAGGGAAGAUAACUCGGCAAUACGCAAAGACGGAAUACCAUUCUGUAUGGAAAUUUAUAAUGGUUGAUAUAACAUCUACGUAACUGUUGUGAACAAGGAAGACUUAAUUGAUUUAUAAGAGUCGACCAUGUCAGAAAUUGAAAAUAUGUCAAUGAUCAUUAGAUAUUGUCUUUAAUAUUGUAACAGGAAUGAGAAUAGUGUGAUUCCACUGGUGAUUUAUUCCGCGCCCCUGAGCUUCCCAGUCUGCCGCUCUACCGAUUAAGCUAAAGGGAAAUUCCCUCUAGCGCGAAGCUAGAAUAAUGGCAACCUUAAUAUCCUAUGUAAAAUUAAAAUCUGCCACUCUACUCCCCCCUUGGAACACCACCACAACCCAGGUUCUAAAUCCCUGCACAUCCCGUAAGGGAGGGCCACGGACACUAUCAAUUUGUAACAGGAACGAGGGUAAGUAAUGCUUCCACCAGGGAUCGAACCCGCUACCCCAAGCUUCCCAGUCCGUCGCUCUACCGAUUGAGCUAAAGGAAAAUUCCAAUCCCUCUAGUCACUAGUGCAAAGCUAUAAGGCAAAUGGUAUCCUGUGUACAAUUAAAAUCUGCCACAAUAUUAUUAAAGUAUACUUUUGUACCAGUGACUACUAGGUAUUGUAACGGUUUGACAUAUAUGUACAAUUAAAAUCUGCCACAAUAUUAUAAAGUUUACAUUUGUACCAGUGACUAUUAGGUAUUGUAACGGUUUGACACGGUUUGUCAAAAACUGUUUAUAGAAAAUUUAAUUCUCUUCUAAAUUCUACUUGUUUUAUAUAUUGUGCUGUUUUGGAUUAUGUUAAUUUGUGUCACAUAAAGGUAGCUUUCUGUGCUCUGUAUAUCAUUUGUCGUAAAUAUAUGAUGCAAGUACAUGUAUAUGCAAUAUUACCCAAUUUAUUUACGUUGUCCCCCCCCCCCUUUUGUUUUGUUUUUGUCCAUUGAUUAAUUGAUCAGUUGAAUACAUGCUGAAUUACACUCUGUCAUGAUAGAUUUAGUGCUCUAAGUUAUAGUCAGUACAGUCUCUUACUGUGUUAUAUUGUUGUGAAUGUCUCUUACUGUGUUGAAUGUUGAAUUAUGAUUAUUUUUAUAUGUCAGUUUAUUUAAAUGAUGGAUGGAUGUAAUUUCCUUGAUGUAAUGCUUCAACAAAAGACGCAUGAACAUGGUGUUUUUCAAAGUGAAAACAAUUGCCAAUUUUUAAAUGAUGUAGUGUAGGAGAAUUCUUGAUCGGUAACGAGCCUUGCCAGUCUAAAUUAGCAGCAUUGUAGCUUCUGGUACUUUGAUUGUUCAUAUAUCUGUUUUGUGAAAGUAAAAAUAUUUGUACUUUGAAUAGUUGCCAUGAGGGAUCGGUUUAUAGUCAUCUAUAUAGUCAUCAGAACUUCCUUCUUUUUAAGCUUUAAUGCGUAGGUGUUUCAUCAAAAUGUUGGUCAAGGUUAAGAACGCAGCGAGACAAAUUAUUUCUCACAGUACCACAAGUUCAAAUUUGAACGAAAUAUUGUCUUCUGCAGGCAUGCCCUUCCAUGGGAUGUCAGCUCUCUGUCUUUCUGUAGGGCAUCUACUAAAUUCUCCUCAUUUCCUACAUCAACAAAAAAUACAGACAUUACUGUCCAUCCAGAUUUAAAAGAUAAUUUUGUUGUUGUUGAUAUAUUUAUAUUUUCAUUUAUUUGUUGAUUAUUUUGUUAUCAAAACAUGACAGUUACUUGAAAGGCGUUUGUCUGUGAUUGAAUGUUAUUUCAUAAGAUAAAGAAUUGAUGGCCUUGGUGAAAGGGUGACAUGAUGAAUUGUCUCCCUCAUUUCCAUGUGGAAUACAACUGCUGAUCGAGGUUAAACAAACCUUCAUAUCACCCUACCGCCAGAGUCAUAAAUGUAUAAUGUUCAGUUUAUCUGUUUUUUUUGAGUGGAUAAUUUGACUGAUGAUAAAAUCAAAGAUGGGACCAAAAUUGUUGACUUUUCAAUUGAAAAUAUAAUAAAAAAGGAGAAAACCAAUCAAAUUGCAAUAAAAAAAAAUUCUGUAGAUAACUGUAAUCCAUGUGUUAUACUAUCAUCUUCUAAAAUCCCGUUUUUUUUUUAUAUGAUCUCUCUCUGAAUAUCAAAAAGUAGUAUACCUUCAGUAAUGGUUAGGAUUCGUACCCAGGGUUAUUGGAUGCGAUAGGUUGUCAUCAGAACAAAGUGUUGCCCUUAGUCCCAGCAGUAUGUGGUUACAAACACCAUACUGCAUUGAUGAAGUAUAAGAUGUCUUGGGUGAAAUUAUUUUAAAAAGUUGUGAAAAUGAUAUAGCAAUAAAAAAUCAUAUACUGUACUGGCAUGAUACAGCUUUACAACUUAUCCCCACUUCGAUCAUGAUCAUUGCUAAUCCUGUAUCAAUGGUACUAGCAAUCAAAUGGAUUGGUUUUUGAGCUUGAAGGCCAAUCACGAAAUAAUAUACUCUUAAGAAAUUUUCAUCAUAGUCAUGUGCUUUGAAAUGUGAUGGAAAAAAAUUGUGAUAUCUCUUAGGUGACAAGGAUCAGCUACUGUUUAUUUACAAUCCGGUUUCUGUAAUGCUAAAUCCAUUUUUUCUUGUUGAUGUUAAUAUUUAUUUCCAUGCAGUAUUAUUUCAAUUUGAUGCUUAAGUUCUAUUUCAAAUUUAUGAAUUCAUCUGUUGAACCCUUGAUAAAUGGAUUUGAAUCUGGAGAUUUUAAAGCAAGGAGAAAGAAGUAUGAUAUCAAAGUUUUACUUUAUUGUACACAAACAAUGUACGCAUAAAAUGUGUUGCAUUAACGUUUCAAAUAAGACCGACUGGUCCCUUUGUGAAGCUAUGACUGAGUGAGCGAUUUGUAUUGUUUACCUGUACAACGAUGUGACUAAAUUGUAUAUUUCAUGUGUCGCCCAACCCAGGACCUUUCGUCUAUCGAUAGAGUGUAAUACGUAAAUUGUUUCUAUAUAAAAUAAAACUUUGAUCUUGCAUAUAUAUUUCCAAACUGAUGAAUCUUAUUGAAGAUACGUGAAAGAAGUAUACUUUUCUUAUAUAUUACAAUUUCAAUGGGUUUUUUUUAUGCACACUAGAUGUUUGUGACUGUUUUGAAUGGAUGUUACUUUAGUCAUUGCCAGUAUGUAGUUGCUGAAUGUCUCGUAUUUAAAUGAUUUAAUCCAGUGCUUGAAGUAUUAAACCAGUAUUAUUGAUAUUUCAGAUUUUACACCCAGUAUUGCAUUGUGAUUGCAAUUUAAGCUCUGUGUUUUAUUCGUCCAAGAUUUUAUUAUUUAAGGAACAACAUGAGAUGUUGGUCUUGUUAUGUCAUAUUUGCUUAAAAAGUACAUCAUUUUUUAGGUACUAAGCAUAACAGGAAAAAUCUUGGUAAUUCCUUCCAAUUUUGUUUCUUUAAGGCCAAGACAUUUUAUAUGCAAAGGUAAUAGUUUUUCUUUAUUUUUUUUUGGUUUUGAAAAAAGCAAUACAUGUAUAAUGUGUGUUAAUUUUUAUAUCAUUGUUUGACCGGUGACGGUCAGAAAUGAGCCCUUUGAUAAAAACACCAUUUGUUUUUUAGGUUUCCACGUAUAACACUGACCAAUGGUAGUAUUAUAGGUAAAAUUCAAUAUUAGUCAUUUUGAUGUAAAAGGAAAAUCUUAAUAAUUAACUAGAUACAUUUUAAACAGAUUAUAAAACUAUGCUUGACAUUCACAGUUUAAUUUAUUGGUAACAAUUAACUCUCUUAAUAGAGAAAGAUUGAUAUUUUGUAAAAUGUAUCAUUCAACAAAAAUGAGACAAGCCUGGUACAGAUGUAUUUUAAAAGGAAAACAUUUUAUUGUUAUUCUUUCUCCAUGUUUCCCCACAAUAGUUGAAUUAAUUAUCACUAUUCUCGAAGGUCUGUAGUAGUUUAUCACUAUUCUUGCAAGGUCUGUAGUAGUUUAUCACUAUUCUUGCAAGGUCUGUAGUAGUUAGUUGCUAUUCUUGCAAGGUCUGUAGUAGUUAAUUGCUAUUCUUGCAAGGUCUGUAGUACUUAAUCGCUAUUCUCGAAGGUCUGUAGUAGUUAAUCGCUAUUCUUGCAAGGUCUGUAGUACUAAGUCGCUAUUCUUGCAAGGUCUGUAGUAGUUAAUCGCUAUUCUUGCAAGGUCUGUAGUACUUAGUCGCUAUUCUUGCAAGGUCUGUAGUAGUUAGACUUAAUUUAUAAAAUUUAAAUCUACCAUACUAUCCUUACCAUGUCUUUAGAAUUUAGAAUGUAGAUUUCUUACUUGAAAUUCUUACAUGCACAUGCGAUCCCUUGGAUUUCAAUUGAAACAAGUUAUUGAAUUAUUUAAGAAGAGUUGGAAUUAUAACAUUAGUGCUUUAUAUUUCAGCUACCAGCUUAUAAUAUAUUUUCAAUGGUUAAACACAUAUUGCAAACUCCUUUGACCCUUCAACCUUGGUGAAUAUUUUAGCAUGGUAGCUUCAAAGUUCAGUACAUAAAAAACAAUUUUAUACAUUCCACAGGAGCAGUAAUCGAUAACUGGGAAAGUCCACACUUUCUACAGUGAUGUAGAAAGACAUUACGCAGUUUAAAAAAAAGUUCAGCUGUUUAAAACGAGGAUAAGAAAUUGCAACCUGCUCACAAGGUAGCUAGAACCUUUAUAAGAAUUUUCCAGCAAGCUUUAUGCAUAUUCCAUAUAACUUCAGUAAGUAGCAAAUCUUGCACAUCAUUUAUUAGCAAAUGUCUUUGCUUGUUGAAGAUGUAAAUCUGUUUUUGCUCAUUAGUGUCAAAACAUUUCUAUAACUUCCACACAGUAUUCAUUCAUUUUUUUAAUGUUUCUAUUUCAUACUAGUGAAUUCAUUUGUUUAACCCUUGAUCAAAAGAGUAGACGCUAGUCUUGUAUUCCAGGAUAUACAUGCAAGGAGAAACACAUUUAUUACAGAUUUAAUAAUGUCUUCAAUACAUAGUAUUUUACCAUUUUCAAUUUCAUGAAGUGUCCUAGAAGAGCACUUUGCCUUAUAGCUAUACUAGAUGUGGUGAUAGCAUUUUACAUUUUCAUCUUUCAAAAAAUAUUUAUACAUUUUUCUCAUCUUUUUGAGAAUAGUUCAUAAUAUUUUUUCAUUCAAUAAAGAGAACUGUUAUUCUGGUUUGUUGCAAGCCCUUGUACAAUGAUCUGCAAGAGAAGGUGCUGAAAUAAAAUGUGAUGGAAUUCUA